Messenger RNA from Rhopalosiphum maidis (corn leaf aphid), 1263 nucleotides. RefSeq lists its product as uncharacterized. The transcript has 7 exons. Bases 1 to 1263 code for a protein of 420 amino acids. NCBI's taxonomy places the organism in Eukaryota, Metazoa, Arthropoda, Insecta, Hemiptera, Aphididae. The record is from RefSeq and is a predicted model, not a curated record. Gene Ontology annotation, cellular component: plasma membrane.
AUGUUCAAAACACAUCAUUCAAGUAGAAUAGGCGAAGAAAAUUAUCUUCGAGCAAUCUAUCUUGGAUGCUAUGAAGAAAGAAUAGAUGACGACAAUAACCGAUUACUGAAAUUUCCCCACGAAAGAUAUUCAGAUAACACUCCGCAAAAAGGUUCUGAAGAAUGUUUCAAAAUCGGAUUUCUAUACUCUGGAUCAACAAAUGGAGAACUAGAGGGAGCUGCUUGUUGGUGUGGUAAUCAAUAUCCCUCAAUAAAAUUCAAAAAAAACGACACGAAAUGUAAUUCUCUCUGUUCCGGCGACAAGACAAAAAAAUGCGGUGGUCUGUGGAGAUUGAGCGUUUAUUCCACAGGGAUCGUUGAUUAUCCACUCAAAAAAUCGGUUGGCUGUUACAAUUUGGUCGAUUUCAAUCAGUAUGAUAACAAAGUAUACACUUUAAAGGAAACCAUUGAUUCGCACAGGUGUUUUUAUAUUUGUAACGAGAGAGGAUCUAAGUACGCGGCAGUCAGCGAAGAUCAUUGCGAAUGCAGCGCUGAAAUACCGGGUACAAACCAACGAAAAAAUCAAGAAGAAUGUAAAAAAUGUUCUGGAGACGAAUCGGAAUAUUUCGGUAGUCCCAGCUCAAUAAGUGUCUAUAAAAACGAUUGGUUGGGCAUGGAUACCGGAAAUCUAUCGAAAACUCAUUUUGGAUGCUUUGAAAACAACUGGAUGUAUCCAGUGAUGGAUGGAUGGAAUAUAUCAUUUCCUAAACAAAUGACCUCACAAAAAUGCGUUUCUAGUUGUUUCGCCCGAGGAUAUCCAAUUGCAGCACUAGUGUCUUCUUUCGUAAGUCCGCCGAUCGAAGCCAAGUCGAAAGCCGGAGGACCGUAUUGCAACGCCCCGUGUUCGGGUGGCAAGGAAAACGAGUGUGGCGAUCACGAACAUUACAACGUGUUCACCACCGGGCUGAAAACGUCCAGAGUGCCGGGUAACCAUUACCUGGGUUGCUACGAAGAGACGGACGUGUACAGGAUGUUCAAGAAAAACCAGAUCGUCGAAAUCCCGUACGUCAAUACGCCGAACAUCUGUUCCAAGCACUGCGACAGCGCGGGCUACGAAUAUUUCCAACUGUCCAGCAGAGAAUCGUGUUUUUGCGGAAACAUUCAUCCGGCGGACGACGGCGUGGUACGGAUCGAUGACAUCAAAUGUUCCAUCCAGUGUUCGGGUGACGCGAACAAAUAUUGCGGAGGGAUGUUUAAAAUCGCGGCGUUCCGUAUAGGUAAAUAG